UGGCUCAAAGGUGGCGGCCCCAAGGAUCUGAAGGAGUUUUCUCACAGAGCUGGGUCGUGCCACACCUCCUGGGCCCAUGUCUGCCACAGUGUACGCCGCCCCCCCCGUCAUGUCCUACGCGACUCAGCCGGCGGUGUAUGCAGCAGCGCCCGCGGCGUACGCCGCAAUCCCCUCGGCGUACGCAGCACCCUCGACCAUGAUGUACCAUCAUCCGCCCCCGGUGACGUACGCGGCACCCGCGUCGAUCUACGGGCAGCAGGAGGCGGUGACGUACGCGGCGCCUGCGCCGACCCACUACGUGCAGCAGGAGGCGGUGACGCACGCGGCGCCCGCGCCGACAUACCUGCAGCCGGCGGUCGCCUACGCCGCUCACGCGACCGCGCCCACCCAGUACAGCUACACGCCCGCGCCGCAGGUGUACGCCGACGCCGGCUACGCGGCCUACCAGCAGCCCUACGCGCCCCCGGCCGACGCCCAGGGCUACCUGCCGACCGCGGCCUCCAUGGUGGCGGCCCCCAUGUACGGGGCGCUGCAGAGCGCGCCCUCCAUGGUCGCCUACCCCAUGUACGGCGGGGCGGCGCCGCAGAUGCACGCCCCCUUCGGCGCGGGCUUCGCGUUCGACGCCCAGGGCACCGGGCCGGGCCCCCAGGACACGGCCCCCAGCACGGGCGCGGCGGGCCCGGCCGCGGAGAGCCCGGCCGCGGGCACGGCGGCGCCACCGGCGUCUGGCGCCAAGAGGCCCCCGUCCAAGAGGCCCCCGACGAAGAAGCCCAAGACGAAGAGGGGCGCCUGCUGCUGAGGGCCCCCCCGGGUUGGGUGGCGCCAGGGUCUGGUAGGGCGGCGCGCCGCCCUUCCGGACGUGUACCAUAUGACAGUGGAGGCGGCGGCACACAAGUGAGGGAGGGGGAAUUAGAGAGCGACGGGCGACGGGGCAACGCCCUAUUUUGAUUCAAAUUCGUGAGCGGCACGGCUUGCACGUGAGUUCCACGGCAAGCGGACGGCUUUGCAGCUGCGGGCGGAACACUGCUUCUGCCGGUGCCGGCGACGCCGCUGGAUGCAUGCGGCAUCAGCAGGUCUGGGGAAAUUCGUGCACCCUUCCGACGGGCUUCGUGGAAUGGCGCCGCGGGCGUGGUGGAGCCGAUUCGGGCCCAGGGACCUCCACGACUCUAAACAGGUCUGCAAAUCAUGCAUACGGAUGGGGUCGGUAAGUGUGUCCGUGACCUUUCCACGACGUCGAUUGUCUGGC
This is a messenger RNA of Prorocentrum cordatum, 1246 nucleotides long. Lineage: Eukaryota; Dinophyceae; Prorocentrales; Prorocentraceae. The record is from the annotation of a GenBank genome assembly.